AUGGAGGAGAACACGGAAGAUGGAAAAUCUCGCCAGCCUCUUUUGAUUUUCACAUAUCCGCGAACCACUUCAAACCUGCUGAUGCGAAUGCUUUCCAUACCGAAUCAAAGCGACGCUGUGUCGGUGGAAAGCGGUGGCUAUUUCUUCUUGCCGGCGUUUCAGAAGAUCAAAGUAAUGAAGCUCCUCGACUGCCCGUCUACUCAAUGGACGAACAAAGAGUGGACUUCACUCAAGGAAGUUUACACUUCGUGUGCAGAUAAUCUUCAAGGACUGUUACGAACUGCGAACAAAAUGGAGAAAAUGGCUGUUUUCAAGGAACAUACACCGUUCAUCAUCUCGCCAUCAGUUCAAGCAUCCUUCGUGCAUGAAGAUGAAGCACCGGAACAUCCGUGGAGGAUAGACCUUGGGGUGUUGAACGACGCAACCGAUGUGAACUCGGCAGUUCCUUAUAACCAGAGUGUCUUCCCAUCCGAAUUUCUACUCAAGUGUGUUCCCGCAUUUCUCAUCCGCCAUCCAGCCCUUGCGUUCCCCUCGUAUUAUCGCAUGAUACAAGACAUUCGGGGCGAGGGUAGCCCAAUCGAUCCAACGAAACCCAUUUUCAAGCAGGUUUUUACUCUGCGAUGGACCCGGAACAUGUUUGACUGGUUUCUUGCCGUGAAUACAAAAUCACCAAACGACAAAAGUCCACGGCAGAUUCCGAUCGUUCUUGAUGCAGAUGAUAUUCUUACGGACCCGAAGCUUGUCCUUCACUUUUGUGAUUUGGUUGGAUUAGAUUCGUCCAAGGUCCAAUUCGAAUGGGACCCGGUGCCGAAUGAAGAGCUGCAAAAAGAGGACACUAUACGGAAACACACACGGUCAACACUCCUUUCGUCAACUGGGAUAACGCCAGGAAAAACCUUUGAUGGCCUGACCGUCGAGGGUGAAUAUGGAAAAUGGAGAAUAGAAUUUGGUGAUAAGGUGGCUGAUAAGCUACACCACUGGGUCAAGACGGCGUUGCCAGAUUAUGAGUAUCUUGCUCGAAACCGGCUGCAACUGCCUUCGUGA
This is a messenger RNA of Penicillium oxalicum, 1044 nucleotides long. RefSeq lists its product as uncharacterized. The transcript has a single exon. Lineage: Eukaryota; Fungi; Ascomycota; Eurotiomycetes; Eurotiales; Aspergillaceae. The coding region runs from base 1 to 1044 and encodes 347 amino acids. The record is from RefSeq and is a predicted model, not a curated record.